Molecule: messenger RNA, 7231 nt
Organism: Monodelphis domestica (gray short-tailed opossum)
Lineage: Eukaryota; Metazoa; Chordata; Mammalia; Didelphimorphia; Didelphidae
Product: desmocollin-2
Biological process (GO): homophilic cell-cell adhesion
Cellular component (GO): plasma membrane; desmosome
Molecular function (GO): calcium ion binding
Source: RefSeq, a predicted model, not a curated record
GGAAAGGUGAGAGAAACUGAGAAGAGUAGCAGCUCUUCUGUUCCUCCUCUUCUCGCAGCUGCAGCCUCCAGUCACUCCCACGCUCCACUCUCAGGUGGGAAGCGCGGAGGUGGUCACUGCUGGAACUUACACCCCGGACUUCCUCUCUUACUCUUCCCACUUUGCCUGUGUAUUUCGUGCCUCCCUCGGAGACAGUGGCUUUCUCUUACCACGGACCUCAGAUCCGGCUUCCCAUGGCCGCAGUCUGGAUGGGACGCCCACGAGGGGCUGCAGGCUUCCUGAAAGUCCCGCUGAUCGUUUUGGUUCUGAUUUUUGCCUGUGAAGCCUGCAAUAAUGUGACUUUCUAUGUCCCAACUAAACUAGAAGCUAAUCAAAUUGUUGGAAGAGUUAAUCUGGAAGAAUGCUUGAAGUCUGCAAACCUUAUUUAUUCAAGUGAUCCUGACUUUGGAAUUUUAAAAGAUGGUUCAAUAUAUCCAACAAAUAAAAUGUUAUUGUCUCCAGAGAAGAGGAGUUUUAUCAUAUCUCUUGUGAAUACUCAGGAACAGAAACAGAAAGACAUAAAUGUUAUAAUCAAACAUCAAAAGAAGAAGCAUUACAAAAGAGGACUUCAAGAAACAAUUCUCAAACGUACGAAGAGAAGAUGGGCCCCUAUUCCAUGUUCAAUGCUAGAGAAUUCCCUAGGUCCUUUCCCCUUGUUUCUUCAGCAGAUCCAGUCUGAUUCAGCCCAGAAAUAUACUGUUUACUACUCCAUCAGUGGGCCUGGAGUUGACCAAAACCCUCUCAAUUUAUUUUACAUAGAGAAAGAUACUGGGAAUUUAUUUUGUACUGGUCCUGUAGAUCGUGAGACAUAUGAGGCUUUUGAAUUAGUAGCAUAUGCCACUACUCCUGAUGGAUAUUCUUCAGAUGUUCCUUUACCACUUACUAUCAAAGUUGAAGAUGAAAAUGACAACUACCCAAUCUUCACAGAGUCAGUUUAUAAUUUUGAGGUUCUUGAAGGCUCUAGAAUUGGCACUACGGUGGGACAGGUAUCUGCGACAGACAGAGAUGAACCCGAUACAAUGCAUACUCGCCUGAAGUACUCCAUUAUGGAUCAACAGCCCCCUUCUCCUAAAUUAUUUUCAGUAAAUCCAGUUUCAGGUGUAAUCACUACAAUAUCACAUCAAAUGGACAGAGAGGUGGUAGACAAAUAUAAGUUGACAAUGAAAGUACAAGAUAUGGACGGUCAAUUUUUUGGUUUGAUGAAUACAUCAACUUGUAUCAUUUCAGUAAAAGAUGCAAAUGAUCAUGUGCCCACUUUCACUAAGUCUUCAUAUGAAGUCUCAAUUGAGGAAAAUACAAUCAAGAAAGAUGUUUUGCGAAUAGCCGUAGAAGAUAAGGAUUUGCCUAACACUCCAAAUUGGAGAGCUAAUUAUACAAUUUCAAAGGGCAAUGGAAAUAAAAAUUUUCAGAUUGUGACAGACCCCAAAACCAAUGAAGGUGUUUUAUCUAUUAUUAAGCCACUGAACUUUGAAGAAAAUCACAAAGUGAUGCUGGAAAUUACUGCAGCCAAUGAAGCACCAUUCUCCAGGGAUAUCCGGAGCAUGAACACAGCUACAGUAACCGUUAAUGUUAUAAAUCAGGAUGAAGGUCCAGAUUGUAACCCAGCAGCACAAAAUGUUCGCAUAAAGGAAAAUGUUGAUGUGGGGACCAGAGCCAACGGGUAUAAAGCACAUGAUACAGAAACCAGAAGCAGCAGUGAUAUAAGAUAUAAGAAAUUAAAUGAUCCGAAAGGGUGGGUCACUAUUGAUGAAACUUCAGGGUCAAUAAUAACUUCCAGAAAACUGGACAGAGAGGCAGAAGUUGUUAAAAAUGGUGUUUACAGCAUUACAGUGCUUGCAAUAGAUAAAGAUGGUAAGACAUGUACUGGCACACUUGGAAUUAUCCUUGAAGAUGUGAAUGAUAAUGCUCCAAUCAUCCAUCAAGAUAGAAUAAUACUUUGCAAACCAAAGAUGGAAUAUACGACAAUUGUUGCAGUUGAUCCUGAUGAACCCACAAAUGGGCCUCCGUUUGUUUUCAGAUUAGGACCCAGUUCUGAUAUCCAGAAAAUGUGGACAGUUACCAAGUUCAAUGAUACAGCUGCACACCUUUCUUAUAAGAGUAAUGCUCCAUAUGGAAUAUAUACCAUACCAGUCACUGUGAGUGAUAGUCAUGGCCAGAUGUCAACAAAGAAACUGAACGUUAAUCUCUGUAAUUGUGAUCAUCCAGAUCAUUGUGCUUCUGCUAAAUCAGCGUAUCCAGACACCAGACUAGGUCCAUGGGCCAUCCUUGCAAUACUGUUGGGAAUAGCACUACUAUUUUGUGUCUUAUUCACCUUAGUCUGUGGAAUUUGGAGUCCUUCAAAAGCAAAAAAACCUUUUCCUGAUGAUAUGGCACAGCAAAAUUUAAUUAUAUCAAACACAGAAGCUCCUGGAGAUGAUAGAGUGUGUUCCACAAAUGGAUUUACAACACAGAUGCUGAAUGGCAAUGGUCAAGGGUUUUGUGGCACAUUGGGAUCAGGAAUUAAAAAUGGGGGACAGGAAUGCUUUGAAAUGAUGAAAGGAGGACAUCAGACCUUAGAAUCCUGUAGAGGAGGAGGUCAUCACACACUGGAAUCAUUCAGAGGAGGACAUCACACCCUGGAUUCAGGCAGGGCUGGAGGACAAGUUGAAGUUGAUGCCUGCAGAUAUACAUACUCUGAAUGGCACAAUUUUACUCAACCACGUCUUGGUGAAAAGUUGCAUCUUUGUAAUCAGAACGAAGACAAUACCCAUGCUCAAGACUAUGUCCUUACAUACAACUAUGAAGGAAGAGGCUCUGCAGCUGGUUCUGUAGGAUGUUGCAGUGAGCACCAUGAAGAAGAAGAAGGGCUUGAAUUUUUAGAUCAACUGGAACCCAAAUUUGCUACAUUAGCACAAACAUGCAUGAAAAGAUAAAUGUGUUGUUAAUAGUUCUACAGCUUUUUCCAGAUACUUUGGAGGACUCCAAAAACAAAACAAAAAAAUUGAUUACUGAUGAGGGCAAAUUUUUCUUCAUUUUGAAGGGAGGAAUUAUUCUCACACAUUUUUUUUUGCCUCUGCUAGUCUGUUUACCUCCUCUAAGAAGCCAGCAUAUGGCAAAAUGAAAUUCAUUUUCUUUCUUUGGGGAAAUAGACAAAUAAUUAUUUCUAAGGCUCCAUCAUGAGGAUUUUUGUAUUCACUUGUAUAUUUUUCCUCCCUCCUUCCCUCAUUCUAAAAAACAAAAUUAUUUUUUUCUUUAAGACUUUGGUGAUGAUGCUUUAACAGGACUUAAAAAACCAUGACAAGUGAUUUCCAUACCAACACUCUUGUGGAUUGUAAGAAUUUUAAACCACUUAAACAUAUUGAGACACUACUUUGAAACUCUUGUCAGGUGAAUAUAGUGCCUUAGUCAUAUAGAGGGGUGAGGAAGAGAGGAGAGAAGGAAAAGGAGAGAAGAGAAGGCAAAAAGGAAGGAGGGAGAAAGUAGUGGGAAAAGGGGAGAAGAGGGAGAAAAGGGGAGAGAAAAAAGAGAGAGGAGGAAAUUCUAGAAAGAGUAGGAAGAGAGGUGGGGGAGGAGGGGAGAAAAAGACUUCUACUUAUUAUGUUAGAAGAAAAAAAUAAACUCAUUUAAAUAACUGAACAUAUAUAAUACUGACUUGAGUCAGAAGACCUGGACUGAAAUCCUUCCUUUGAUGCUUUCUUUUUGUAUGACCUUGAGUAAGUCUUUUCAUCUUCCUCUGCCUUAUCUGAAAAAUUAGGGGCUCAGCUCCAUACCUGUAAUCCUGGACUAAAUACUCAUAGCUAUUUUAUUUUUCUCUGUUCUCUUUAUAAAUUAGAAACCCUUACCAGUUUCUCUGACUUGUUCCCUUCCAUUCAAUGGCAGAAAUAAGUAUGACCUUUCAGUAUUAAAACUGUAGGGUGAACAACAUGGUUACUCUCUUGGAAGAGAAAAGAAAAAUGAUUUGCUUUUGAUUGGAUAUUUUCUUGUUUUCAAUAUUAAACUUACUCUUAAUAAGCAUUGCAAUAUGCUAACCUGUUUUUUUAAUACUGCUUAUGAAUAAUGAUGUGAACAUUAAACUUUUUAAUGUUCUUAAGUUUUCCACAUCUUUGAAAUUUGCAUAGAGUGGCUAAUACAUUUUCUAAAAUGUUAUGAUUAUACAGUUGAGCUUAAUAAGCCACAAAUGUAAAGAAUGAGUGCAUGUGGAGAAUUUUGUAUCACAAUCAAAUCAGAAUAACAAGUCAUGGUAUAAUUUGAUGAUAUAAUCAGUUAUUUUCAUGGCGUUGGUCAUAGUGGGUAAAGAAAGGAUAAUGAUUAUUUUUACAUGGACAAACCAAGCUUUUGAUAUUUCCCACAAUAGCCUGGCUAUAGACAUUUUCUAAACAGAGAUGUGUCAAGAUUCAGAUAUCUGUGUUUCUCUGAGUUUGUGAAUUAUGAUAAAUAUAAAUGAACCUUAGAACACUUUCCUCCUUGGCCUACAUAUCAUUUCUUCCCUUCUGCUAUGCCUUCCCUCUCCACUUUUACCUCCUUUCCAUACAAGCUGAGUUUCCCCAAAUGCUCUUUUAUCUUACCCUGCUUCAAGAAUCAAGGUGAUUUAAGAGAAGUCACUUCAUUAUAUUCUUCUGCCCCAAGCACAACCAGUUUGAGAUUUAAUUAGAAUAACAGGGAAACAGCUUUUGGAAGGCUAAGUUGUUAACACUUUGUUUAUUCUCACCUGAUAUAGUAUGAUUGUUUCCUUGGUGAUUGCAGAGUAAGGGAAUAGGGGUUUUGAAGUAAAUAGGAUAAGAAUCUUGAGUAUUUUUGAGCAUGGGAAAACUGGGUUUGGGAACCUAUGAUGUUGGAACAGAAGGGAUUCUGGGAAGUAAGAGAGGAGCAAGGAAAAGGAGGGAAUCUGAUGCCAAAGACUAUUUUUGCCUACUUAUGUAUUACCUAAGACUUAACCCUCCACUCUUCACCCUCCUUUUGUUUGCCAAGAAUUGCUUUUAUAGUAUUGGGACUGAAGUCAGGAAUUUUCAUCUGACUGAGUUCAAAUCCGGCUUCAGACCCUAGCUAUUUGGCCUUGGGUAAGUCACUUAUUCCUGUUUGCCUUGAUUUCCUUAUCUGUAAAGUAACUGGAGAAGGAAAUGGCAAAUACUCCAGUAUCUUUGCCAAGAAAACCCCAAAGGCAUGGGGUCACAAAGAGUUGUAUACAACUGAACAACAAAAACAUUUUAUUAGAUCUCUUUUAUACUAUCCCAGCUCUCUCUUUCCACCCAAGUCCUUGGCUUUCUUCUACUUUUGAAGUUCAGUAAAUUAAAGGGAAAAGGGUUUAUAUAAGCUUAGUGAGGUAGCCUAAGUCAUAUUGGUGAAAGGAUGGAUUUACAAUUUGCUAUAUGCAUCUCAAAGGUGUAGGUAUUUUAUAUAUACAGCUUGGUGGAAGGCUUUAGAGGAAAUAUUUAUGUAGAUACAGCAUUUGUCAUGGGAAUUUCAUUUUAUAUUUUCAAUUAAUUUGCUAUUGAAGUGUCCACUUAAAAUUCAAACUUUUGGAAGUAUGUUAUAUCUUUAAAGAAGUUAAUACCUUUUCCAUCAAUUGGUGUUAUCUUUACUUAUACUGUGCAAUUCUAAAUUGUGUGCUACUUUAACCAGAGAGUAUGGAUGCUUAAAAGGAAAACUAUAAAAACUUUUUUAAAAGUUACUCUGCUUUUUUAUGCAAAUGUAUAGUAUAAUUUUCUUGUUUUUAUUGAAAUGUAUAUAGUUAGGAUGUAAAUUAUAUGUAGAGUGCUCUUGUUUUUUUAAGAUAUCUUUGUUAGUGGAGAACCUUUCAUUAUUAAAAUUAAAGAUAUUCAUUGUUAUAUUAGUUAUAACUUUAUAAGAUUGUAAAUGGAAUGGGAAAACAAAACAUUUACUAUACAUACCAAUAAAAAAAAACUUUCAAUUAAUUUGCUACCUUUAUGUUUAGAGAAUUACAUAGCAGAUAGUUCUUUCUCUUAAGGAGCUUACAAUCAAAUGGGACAAACAAGAGACUGAUGUAUAAUGAAUAGGAAUUAAUAAUGACAAAUGUGUCUUAAGGAUGAAAAAUGUUAAUUAUCAAAAGGUUGGAAAAUAGAUUGGGUUUACUUGAAUCUACUUUCCAGGUGAGGUGUAUCUACUAGGUGUGUAUUAUAUAGGCUUUAGGAGAGAGAGAUUGAAGACCAAGGGAAGAAAAAUCCCUUUGUAAACCUUCCUAGCUAAAAGCUUCUCAUUAAAUCUUACAGGAGUGGCACAGUAUAUUGAAUCAUCACCAUUGCAGAGAAUGGCUUCAGAAGUGCCAAAUACAAUGUUUCCCAUUGUACUAAUGGUUUUGUAUUAAUCAUCCCAGCCCACCAUGCACACACACUCUCUCUCUCUCUUUGUUUCUGCUACUCAGUCCCUAUUUGUGAGAUUUCCUAUUCCAGUCCUACCUGUUACAAAUCAUGUCAUCCUCAUAAUCUUCUAGAACUAUAAUAAGUCUUCUUCCACUCCCAACCAGAUAUAUAAGCUAUGUGAAGCAACGGAGCAUUUCUUAUGCAUCCUUCCUACCUUUUAGACCCAGUAUUAAGUGCUCAAAAUGAAAAAUCUGACAUUCAAAGGAGGAAGGAGCAUUAGGAUACAUAUACUCUAACUCAUUUACAGAUAAAAUAGAAUGGUUUGCUUUGCUAUUUUUUAAAGUUUUCAAACAUUUUUCUCACAGGUACUAUAAGAUGAAUAAUGAUAUAUAUGUAGAUAUAGAUAUAUAUGAUUUUUUAAAAUUUAAAACUAAGGAAAAGGUCAGGAAACUAAGAUCCUAUGCCUAAAAUCUUAUAACUGGUUGAUGGGAAAUCUGAGAUUGGAAACCAUAUGUUAUGAUUCUAUCAAGCUUCUUCUCUACUCUAAAAACAAACUGACUAAUCCCUUGCUAGCAAAGAACAGCUUUUCAAAAACUUUAAAAAUUAUGUUGUUGGAGAAAGAUUCAGGAUUUUUCAUGAACAAUUCUAAGAAAUCCUAAGCAAUAGAGGAGGGAAAAUGAUAUAUUUUUUCUUGAUCAGCAAUAUAUUGAGAUAAGACAGAGUAGAUUAGAUUUCUUCUCCCCUUUUCCUAUUUGAUUUUAUUAUCAUGAAAUGGAAAUAUUGGAUUAUGAAAAGAUUUUAAUAAUUACUAAAAAACAUUAAUUUCUGGCAAAGAAUCAAAACAUUAAAGUAUCUUGAAUCUCAUAGUCAAAUAAUAAAUUAUUUUAAUCAACUGA